UCUUUGAUUCACUUGCAACGUGUCAAUUGCACUGAUCUCCCUCUGCUCGUCCCCCUCCAGCGGCCUCCCCACCUCUCUCUCUCCUUUGCAGGCAUGGGGAUUUGGUAGCUGGGUAGUAUUUUAGCAGCCUGCACAGCAUCAACAUCCUUCCCGGGCAAGCGAUGGCUUAGAGGAGAGGGGGAAGGCAGGAGAAGAAGAUGAGCUUCCACAAGGAGGACGGUGUGGGGAGCCUGUGCCACAAGGCGCUGCAGAUCAUCUCCGAGCUGUGCCUGGGGGGGCAAGUGGAGUGGGAGAAGUGCUCAGGCAUCUUCCCUCUGGAGACCACCAAACAAGGUAUAGGCACCACAGACAUCUCAGUCAGUCUGCUCGCAGUGGUCGUCAGCUUCUGUGGGCUUGCCUUGCUGGUCGUCUCGCUUUUUGUUUUCUGGAAGUUAUGUUGGCCAUGCUGGAGAAGCAAACCUCUGACUUCCAACCCCAGUAAUAUCCCUCAGAGCAACUCUAAUGCUCCCACUGAGGUUUUUGAGACCAAUGAGAAAAAGGAGAUUAAAGAAAAUGGCAAACCUUCAGCAAAAAUCCUUGAAGCUGCCAUAAAAAUCAGUCACACUUCACCUGACAUUCCAGCCGAGGUUCAGAAUGCAUUGAAAGAACAUCUAAUCAAACAUGCACGCAUGCAGAGGCAGAUCACUGAGCCUACAUCAUCAUCCAGGCACAAUUCUUUCAGGAGGCACUUGCCAAGGCAGAUGCAAGUUUCCAGUGUUGAUUUUAACAUGGGGACCGAUCCGAUUUUGCAAAGGGGAGAGACAACGACCAGCAUUGGGCGAAUAAAACCAGAACUCUACAAACAGAAAUCUGUUGAUUCAGAUGGCCAGAAAGAAGAUGUGAAAACCUGUGGAAAGCUUAACUUUACUCUCCGGUAUGAUUAUGAAAAUGAACUUCUUGUUGUUACAAUUAUCAAAGCCUUAGAUCUGCCUGCUAAAGACUUCACAGGAACAUCGGACCCCUACGUUAAGAUUUACCUUCUUCCAGAUAGGAAAAAGAAGUUUCAGACACGGGUUCACAGAAAGACUUUAAAUCCUGUCUUUGAUGAAAUCUUUCAGUUUCCUGUAGCCUAUGAUCAACUCAGCAACAGGAAACUGCAUUUCAGUGUAUAUGAUUUUGACAGAUUUUCUAGACAUGACAUGAUUGGGGAAGUUAUUCUUGAUAACCUUUUUGAAGUCUCUGAUCUCUCCAGGGAAGCCACUGUAUGGAAAGACAUCCACUGUGCCACCACAGAAAGCAUAGAUUUGGGUGAAAUCAUGUUUUCCCUUUGUUAUUUACCCACUGCUGGGAGAAUGACAUUAACAGUCAUCAAAUGUAGAAAUCUCAAGGCCAUGGACAUUACUGGCUCUUCAGAUCCAUAUGUCAAAGUAUCACUGAUGUGUGAGGGGAGAAGACUGAAAAAACGGAAAACAACCACAAAGAGAAACACACUCAAUCCAGUUUAUAAUGAGGCCAUCAUCUUUGACAUCCCUCCAGAAAAUGUGGAUCAGGUCAGCCUCUCCAUUGCUGUGAUGGAUUACGAUCGAGUAGGGCACAAUGAGGUGAUUGGGGUGUGUAGGACAGGAAUUGAAGCUGAAGGACUUGGAAGAGAUCACUGGAAUGAAAUGCUGGCUUAUCCCCGUAAACCAAUAACUCACUGGCAUCCACUAGUAGAGUUACCUGGCCGAGCAACCAGUUUUGAUAGCCAGGGGUCUUGCUCAUCACCAAAACCACCUCCUACACCCUAGGGCACAAGAAAAGGAUUCACCACGUCCAGUGGCCAAGCUCCCAUGUAGCUCAUACCUACAGUAACAGAAGGUUUGGCUUCCGCAAAUGAACUGUAUCCAUAUUUUUGUAUUAAAAUACAUUUUCCUAUUCUAAGUCUUAUAUUACAGUUUGUAAUAAUUUCUUAACUUAUGAAUGAAGUUAAAUUGAGCCAAAACAGUCCUUCCUUUGACAAACAGUCUCUCUGACAUGUAUCUGCCAAUUUAAGUAGUAUUUUGAUAUGACCUAUAUCUUUGCAUAAACAAGUAAAUCUGAGAAACUAUUCAGAACUUCAAAGAAAACGCAACUUAGGAUGCUGUUCCUUUUAAGGUAACAGAUUGUCACACACAGCGCUUACUUUGUAAUUUGCCUCUAAAUGAUAAAUUUUGCA
Messenger RNA from Gavialis gangeticus (Gharial), 2173 nucleotides. It is a transcript of the gene SYT10, whose product is annotated as synaptotagmin 10. The transcript is spliced from 7 exons. The coding region runs from base 198 to 1766 and encodes 522 amino acids. Gene Ontology annotation, biological process: cellular response to calcium ion; regulation of calcium ion-dependent exocytosis; regulation of dopamine secretion. Gene Ontology annotation, molecular function: syntaxin binding; calcium ion binding; clathrin binding. The record is from RefSeq and is a predicted model, not a curated record. Gene Ontology annotation, cellular component: membrane. Lineage: Eukaryota; Metazoa; Chordata; Crocodylia; Gavialidae.